AUGUCCAAGUUCGCUACCUCAAGCGCACAUCCUCCCCCUGGGACUUUGAUCGACAACGACACUCUCGAGCUUGUCGAGCUCGUUGGUAGCGGCGGCUACGGUGUCGUUUAUCGCGCGGUAGAAACGACGGCCAAACCUGGAAGGAAGCCGAGGACAUUCGCAGUCAAGGUUCUCAGCCGGACGGAUGGACGAAGGAACACUCACAUCCGGGAGGCUUCCCUCCAUUACCACGUUUCUGGUCACCCUCACAUCAUCGACCUCUACCAAGUCCUUGAAGACGACAACUACAUGUACUUCGUCAUGCAAUACGCUCGCUCCAAGGACCUCUUCCACCAGAUCCUCAACAAGAGCUACUACCUCGGAAACGACCAGACGACGAAGAUGGUGUUCCUCCAAAUCCUCGACGCCGUGGAUCACCUGCACCAGAUGGGUGUCUACCAUCGAGACUUGAAGCCUGAGAACAUCCUUUGUCUCGACGAAGGUUACCGUAUUGCCAUCAGCGACUUUGGCCUCGCCACUACCGACAAAACAAGCGUCGAGUUCCGCACUGGAAGCGUCUAUCACAUGAGCCCUGAGUGUCAAUGCGGACGCUAUGCCGAAGAUGCCUAUUCACCCAUGUCCAAUGACGUUUGGUCCUUGGGCAUUAUCCUAUUGAACAUGGUGACUGGAAGAAAUCCAUGGAAGUCGGCCACUACCGAAGAUCCCGUGUUCCAGUCUUAUUGCCGCUCUCCCUUCAACUUCUUUUGCUCGGUUCUCCCGAUCUCAUCCUCCCUCAACAAAAUCCUUAUCCAAGUUCUGGAUCCCAACUGGAAGACGCGGAUGACAUUGAAGCGGCUCAGGCAAGAGAUUGAGAAAAUCGACACCUUUUACUCGCCGAAGGUGGUGUUCGAGGGGAGUUUGGCGAGAUGUCCUUGGGAAGUCGAUGGCUCGCCGGCGAAGGCCAAGGACCAAGCUAACAAGCCUGCCAAACGGCCACCUGUCAAGCGAAGGCCUGUUCCUCCUACGCCUGCUGGCGCGAAGCCCUUUGUCAAGAAGGAGCACGAGGCUCCGCCGCCUUCAACCCCUCCUGACGCUGUCAACCGUGAAGCCCACGUUCGCCAUCGCGCGACGCCGCCCCCACCCCCGCCCGCGACUCCCGUCAAGCAGGAAGCGCAGCCCCCUCGACGUCGACCAGCCCCACCUGUCGACGACUUCUCCGACGAAAUGGACCACGCCAGCCUGGGCGAUUCGAGGAUGGAAAGCGUGUCGUUGGACGAAGCCUCCUCAUCCGACAACUCUGCGUCCAUCGACCUACCUCAUACUCCUUACCAUUCUCAUCCUUCCUCAUCCUCGUCUGCCACUUCAUUUCCCAAGACUCCUGAUACGGGCGGCUUUAUGGGCUCUCGCAGGGAGAACAAGGUGGACGUUAAGAUCAUGGCUUCCACCCAUACUUCUCCUCUUUCAAGCUUUGGCGGACAAACUCACGCCCCUACUAUUCUGAAUGAUUUCUCCUAUAUCGACCUCUCGUUCUCCAAGGAAUCCCUCAAGCGAUCCAUAGAUCAAGCCAUGCUCUCCCCCGCCCCUUCCCAAUACUCCCUUCAUGAAGCUUCCGAUUUCUCCAAAUGGUCGGAUUCCACGGAUACCCUGGCACAGGAUCGCCGUCGAUGCGCCAACGACUCACGCUCGGAAGUCAUCCUCUACCCCGAUCUCCAAACGCCCGCCCCCUCCAAACCCAUCGACAUUGGGCGAGUGGCUGCGAUGAAGAGGCUUUGGGAGAAGAAGCUUCCCUCAAAGCCUAUGCAGUCGUAUACUGGUCGUCGGCCAUGUUGUAGUCCCCCGCAGGGCAAUCGGUACUGGUUUACUGGAAAAGCCCUGGCCUAA
Messenger RNA from Coprinopsis cinerea okayama7#130, 1860 nucleotides. RefSeq names its product other/RAN protein kinase. Bases 1 to 1860 code for a protein of 619 amino acids. Gene Ontology annotation, molecular function: ATP binding; protein serine/threonine kinase activity. The record is from RefSeq and is a predicted model, not a curated record. Gene Ontology annotation, biological process: intracellular signal transduction; protein phosphorylation. The transcript has 3 exons. NCBI's taxonomy places the organism in Eukaryota, Fungi, Basidiomycota, Agaricomycetes, Agaricales, Psathyrellaceae.